Archocentrus centrarchus (flier cichlid) is the source of this 2352-nucleotide messenger RNA. It is a transcript of the gene micu1, whose product is annotated as mitochondrial calcium uptake 1. Lineage: Eukaryota; Metazoa; Chordata; Actinopteri; Cichliformes; Cichlidae. Bases 143 to 1621 code for a protein of 492 amino acids. The transcript has 14 exons. Gene Ontology annotation, biological process: calcium import into the mitochondrion; mitochondrial calcium ion homeostasis. Gene Ontology annotation, cellular component: uniplex complex. The record is from RefSeq and is a predicted model, not a curated record. Gene Ontology annotation, molecular function: calcium ion binding.
CAAAAGCUGGGAGGGAUGACAGGAGGCGGCUGUGUGAGAAGCGUGGGGCUGUAAGGAGGUGUUGUCCCACCCCCUCUCUGCACCGCUGGUAGAGAAACACGGAACUGUUAGUGUGGCGCUCCAUCCCUGCAGACACACUGGGAUGUUCCGCUUGCGGGCACUGUCCGCAGUUUCGGUGGGGCUCGCGCAGCUGUCUCGGCGUUAUCACAGCGGGGCAGUGCGAGAGUCUGGCCGGAGAAGGCUGAUGCUGGCAGCCCUAGCUGGGGUAACUGGUGUGUCUGCUAGUGCUGGACUGCUCUGGAAAAGAGCUUAUGCAGAUGCAGGUUCUUCUGUUCGACACUCUGAACAGCCAGUUGGAGAGGAACCGGAUUUUGGGAGACAUGCAGAUUCCGAAACAGAGUCAGAAAAAUCCGUGGAGGCCAGCAGUGGAGAUGAUGAUGAAAAAGAUGAAGGUGGAGAGAAAAAAAAGAAGCAACGCUCUGGAUUCCGUGACCGCAAGGUGAUGGAGUAUGAGAACAGGAUACGAGCCUACUCAACUCCAGACAAGAUUUUCCGCUACUUUGCCACGCUGAAGGUCAUCAAUGAGCACGGCGAUGCUGAGGUUUACAUGACGCCUCAGGACUUCAUACGCUCUAUCACACCUAAUGAGAAGCAGCCAGAGAAUCUAGGCCUGGAUCAAUUCAUUGUGAAGCGCUAUGAUGGAAAGGACUUCUGGCAGAUGGAGAAGAUUGCCCAGGAGAGGGAGAAGUUUGCAGAUGAGGACAGCAUAUUUUACACACUGGGAGAAUGUGGCCUUAUCUCCUUCUCUGACUACAUCUUUCUCACCACUGUGCUGUCAACUCCUCAGAGGAACUUUGAGAUAGCUUUCAAGAUGUUUGAUCUGAACGGCGAUGGAGAGGUGGACCUGGAAGAGUUUGAACAGGUCCAGAGCAUCAUUCGUUCCCAGACCAGCAUGGGCAUGCGACACCGCGACCGCUCCACCACAGGAAACACCCUGAAGACAGGCGGCUGCAGCUCCGCUCUCACCACAUACUUCUUUGGAGGGGAUCUGAAGGGCAAACUCACCAUUGGCAGUUUCCUGGAGUUUCAAAGGAAAUUGCAGCAUGACGUGCUUAAACUAGAGUUUGAGAGGAACGAUCCCGCGGAUGGCAGAAUCACUGAGAGGCAGUUCGGAGGUAUGCUGCUGGCCUACAGUGGUGUCCAGUCGCGUAAACUCAAGCAUAUGCAGAAGGGGUUGAAGAAAAUGUUUAAGGAUGCACAGGGCAUCACAUUUGAGGAGGUGGAGAACUUCUUUACUUUCUUGAAGAAUAUAAAUGAUGUGGACACAGCUCUGAGUUUCUAUCAUAUGGCUGGAGCUUCCAUUGAUAAAGUCACCAUGAAGCAGGUGGCCCGCACUGUAGCAAAAGUGGAGCUGUCGGAUCACGUGUGCGACGUAGUGUUCGCGCUCUUUGAUUGUGAUGGGAAUGGGGAGCUUAGUAAUAAGGAGUUCAUAGCCAUCAUGAAGCAGCGGCUCAUGCGUGGGCUAGAGAAACCCAAAGACAUGGGCUUCACUCGCCUUGUGCGUGCCAUGUGGAAGUGUGCCCAGGAUACCGCUUGGGAUUUUGCCACACCAAAGGCAUAAUUUAACAGGAGACAAGUUGCAAUUGAGACCGGAAGACAGCAGGUGUGUAGGGCAACAUCACCAGUAUCAUCAAAGGCAGUCUUGCUUCAACAGGUUUUAUGAAUUUCAAUAGACAAUUAAUACACUGAUCUCAUUAAGACUGCAGCUCUGAGGGGCAUCAUCAGUCAUUAACGCAUGUUGCUAUAGUUCCAGCUAUCAGUAUUGGGACCGAAGCAUCCUGCUGCAGUGCACCGUGUCCUGAAAGGCUUCUCUAAUGUGCCAGUCUGAGGCAUCGUGGGUGUUUGUAUAUCUGAAAGUAUACAAAGUUUGUAUUUUUUUUUUUUCAUAUUUUAUAAAGGAAUGCAGGAUCAUGACCAGAAUAUUGCAACUCUGUCAAAUGCUAAAAACAUCACUUUGCUAUUCCAUAUUUAACUCAUUUUACGGCAAACGGGCAACACAAGAAGAUGAAUCAAUCUGAUCUGACCUUCAGUUGUAUACAGGCUGCAGUCUGUUCUGUGCUGUUAACAGACCCUGGAUGUUUCUUUGGUGGGGAAAAAGUCUGUAAUGUCUUUAGCACCUCUUCAUUCAGUCUGCAUCUUUAUAAUGUCCCAUAAAAGAUUACCUAUGCUUGUCUCACUCUGCCUUGUACUGUUCAAAGUAUGUGUUCUUAGCAUUAUUAUUCCUCACAGAAACACUUUAUAUAUGAUGGAUGUUAAAGGAAAUACUCUAUUAAAAAGGCCACAGUAAUGUAA